This is a messenger RNA of Antechinus flavipes (yellow-footed antechinus), 957 nucleotides long. Its product is annotated as olfactory receptor 1361-like. The transcript has 2 exons. The coding region runs from base 1 to 957 and encodes 318 amino acids. NCBI's taxonomy places the organism in Eukaryota, Metazoa, Chordata, Mammalia, Dasyuromorphia, Dasyuridae. The record is from RefSeq and is a predicted model, not a curated record. Gene Ontology annotation, molecular function: G protein-coupled receptor activity; olfactory receptor activity. Gene Ontology annotation, cellular component: membrane. Gene Ontology annotation, biological process: G protein-coupled receptor signaling pathway.
AUGGAAGGAAGGAAUCAGUCUGGAGUCUCUGAGUUCAUUCUUUUGGGAUUUUCAGACCAGCCUGAGCAGCAGAUGCUCUUGUUCUUUUUGUUUCUUCUUAUGUACCUGAUCACAAGUAUAGGGAACCUGCUCAUCAUUCUGGCCAUUAAGACCAGUUCAUGCCUCCAUACACCCAUGUAUUUCUUCCUUAGCAACUUGUCCCUGGUUGACAUCUGUUUCACUUCCACUACCAUCCCAAAGAUGCUGGCAAAUCAUGUAUCUGGAAACAAAGCAAUUUCUUAUGCUGGAUGCCUGACUCAAGUAUUCUUCUUCAUUUGGUUUGCAGGGAUAGAUAGUAUCCUUCUUACUGUCAUGGCCUAUGACCGCUACGUGGCUAUCUGUAUCCCACUACAUUAUUUCAUGAUCAUGACCUCAAAGGUCUGUGCCCUUCUGAUAGUAGUAUCCUGGUUUUGGGCCUAUGCUAUUGCUCUGAUACACACUGUCCUACUGACACAUCUUUCCUUCUGUGGCCACAAUGAAAUUCCUCAUUUUUUCUGUGACCUCAGUCCCCUGCUGAAGUUGGCCUGCUCAGACACUUUCAUCAAUGACCUGAUGGUCAAUACAGUGGGGGCACUGACAAUUGUCAUCCCCUUUAUUGGCAUCCUUGUCUCCUACAUUCACAUUUUCAUGGUGGUGCUGAGGGUCCCAUCUACUGUGGGGAAGUGGAAAGUUUUCUCCACUUGUGGCUCCCACCUCACUGUAGUCUGCCUCUUCUAUGGGACAAUCAUUGGAGUAUACUUCAGUCCCACAACCACCCACACAGCACAAAAAGAUACAGCAGCAGCUGUGAUGUACACAGUGGUCACUCCUAUGCUGAAUCCUUUCAUCUAUAGCCUAAGGAACAAAGAAAUCAAGGGAGCCUUGAGGAUGCUCCUUACACUUUCUGUUCAUUUGAAGACCAGUCUCAGACAAUCUUAG